This is a messenger RNA of Saccostrea cuccullata (small rock oyster), 2007 nucleotides long. RefSeq names its product UDP-GalNAc:beta-1,3-N-acetylgalactosaminyltransferase 1-like. Gene Ontology annotation, cellular component: Golgi membrane. Gene Ontology annotation, molecular function: hexosyltransferase activity; UDP-glycosyltransferase activity. The record is from RefSeq and is a predicted model, not a curated record. NCBI's taxonomy places the organism in Eukaryota, Metazoa, Mollusca, Bivalvia, Ostreida, Ostreidae. Bases 364 to 1449 code for a protein of 361 amino acids. The transcript is spliced from 2 exons.
AUAAAGCAGGAAGAAAGCGACACGAGCUAUGUUCCCAAGGAUGUGCAGAUGCUAUAUAAUAUGCACUUCCUCGGUAGAUUUUUGAACGUCUUAUCCGCAUAAGCUCAAUUAUAUGAUUUCCCAUCUUACGCCUGUGUACUACCGAUAACAUUGUAUUAUAAUUUUCCCUCUUUCAAUAAAUUUCCUUCUGGAACAAGCCAACGUGACUAUAUUGAGCAAAUAUACCUAUACUGCGUAUCUGGCGCUUCUUGUUGGGAACGUAUCACGGAUCGCGGUAUUUAAUUCUGAGUAGAUGACAGAGGUGAGCGGACGCGCUGUAAAAGGUGCGGUGGACUAAGGACUUAUUUCGUAUAAUUCUUAACAAUGCGGCGCCGGUGGAAGUAUGCGCUGUGUCGUCUGCCCGUGAUUCUGAGCCUAUCAGCUCCACCAUUUUUAGUGUUCAUCUUCACCUUAUUAUUUAACCAACAACCGGAAGUUCAGAUAAUUCUUGAGAAAAAGGAGAUUACUAAAGCACCGCAGCUAUUACAGAAUUAUACGAAUAAUCCUUACAAUAUAUCACAUCCUUAUAACGUGAACUUUGAAGAAUUACUCGUGUUGAAGGAAAGUGGACAAAGCAUUCCAUUAAAACCUCUUAAUCGCCAUCCAUAUAAAUACAUUUUGAAUCCCUCCAAUAUUUGUCAGGAACCUCCUCCUCAGAAUAACUCCUUGUUUGUGUUAAUACUCAUCAAAAGUGCGCCAGAUAAUUUUCACUUGAGACAGACUCUACGAAUGUCCAUGGAGAAGAAUCCCAUUGAAAAAGGAUAUGUUCGAAUUGUAUUCUUGAUGGGUACUUCAAAAAAAGAAUUGAAUAAGAACACCAUGGUUGAAAAUGCAAUGUACGGAGAUCUUGUUCAACAGGAUUUUGUAGAUUCGUAUAAGAAUUUGACUAUUAAGACUGUCAUGGGAUAUAACUGGGCUGUAGAAUAUUGCCCGAAUGCUACUCACAUUCUGUACAAGGAUGAUGACUUUCAUUUUAAUGUCAAAAAUCUUCUUAAAUUUCUAGGAUCUCAUGAACAUCCUCAGUCUUUAUUAGUGGGAUAUAGAGUAGACAAAGCGCCCGUUAUGCGCCACCCAGCAAGUCCACAUUUUGUGAGGAAAGAAGAUUAUCCAAAUAGAAUCUAUCCGCCAUAUUUAGCAGGAGGUGCUUAUGUUGUUAGCAUGGAUGUUGCGCAAAGAUUUGUGAUAGCGUUUCCAUAUGUGAAAUACAUUACAGUGGACGAUUCAUACAUUGGGAUAGUUGCAAUGAAACUCAAUAUUCUUCCACAGAUGAACAAUGUCUUGUUUUCCUUCAAGGAUUGCAAAGACCUAGACUCCAAAGUGAUAGCUUGCAGGGGUUAUACAUCUCACAAAGAAAUAUUUUCUGCAUGGAAAACGUUUGUGAAACAAUUUUUAGCCAAAUUUUACAUUUGAUCCAUUGGAUCCUUAGAAGAAUUAUGGGGAUAAAAAUUUCCUAGAUUUGAUUUUGAUUCAUAGAAGAUAUAUAAAGUGGAAAAAAUACUAUAAAUUUUGGUCGAAUUUGAUAAAGUGUAUAUUCUAUGUCUAUAAAAUUGAAUAUAAAUAACUUUUUAAACAAAGAAAAGGCAAAUUAUUAGCCUAACAUCAAGCAAUGUGACCCAACAGGAUCAUGGCAGGAUUUUAAAUUUACGACGAAAUUCGAAACACUUUAUUAUUGGAAAAUUCUCAUCUUUCUUUCACACUGUUAAUGAAUAUUUAAUAUUUUACUGGAAACGCUCAAUAUAACACAUUUAGUAUUUAUUUUGGCAUUAAUUCAUAUUUACAUAGAAUAUGAUUUGUGAAGCCCGGUUAAGAAUGUAAUAUUUACACCCACUAAAUAUUAUCUCUAUUUCGUAUGAAAAGUGUUGUUGUUUAUCAAUCAUGCAGUAAACUUCGCCAAGCGAUUUCUUGAGUAUCAAUGAAACAUAUAUACAUGAUGUACAUUUACAUUUCAAUAAUAUAUUAUUCAACGUA